CGUGUCUAUUCUGGGAAGAUUGUAAAGGUUAAUUUCGGUCGUUUGCCAGCCUUGCUCUCAUCUCCAGUCGGCAUGUCCUGACCAGGACAUUUUUACGCAUAAUCCUUUAAUAUAUUCCAGAACAUCUAGGAUGAAUAAUCAGAGUAGUCUGGCGGAAGAUAGUGCCGAAAGGUCAAGUCGGCAAGUACAGAUCUAUGUACUGUUUACGCUGGCUGGCCUGGCGGCUGUGGGCAAUGUAGCCAUUAUGAGUGCGUUAUGCCGGAAGCGUCACAAGUCGCGGUCAUUUAGUAAUAUCAAUUUUUUGAUUCUGCAACUGGCGAUCAGUGAUACGUUAGUGGCGGCGUUUUGUCUGUUGGCUGACGGAAUCUGGAAAUCCACUUACCAGUGGCUAGCUGGGGAUUUCAUGUGUAAAUUUGUCAAGUACAUGCAGAUGUUUGCACUGUACACUAGCACUUUCAUAAUCGUCACCAUAGGUGUUGACCGUUGCGUGGCCAUUCGUUGCGCUAUCACCAGAUUUGACCAUCAACGUCUUGUAAGAUAUUUGUCUACUGCGGCAUGGAUUUCCGCUGGAUUUUGCAGUCUUCCUCAGAUUUUUAUUUUUCGGAUUUUAAGGGCACCCUUUACUAUUGAAUCAGGAAGAUUUGAGCAGUGCGUGACAUACGGCGCUUAUACGAAGGACUGGCAGGAACCAGCCUAUAUCAUUUUUACCUUCUGUGCCAUGUUUGCUAUUCCAUUACUGCUAAUUAUUAUCAGCUAUACGUUGAUAUUUGUGAAAAUCAAAAGGGAGUCUGGUCCACAAUCAAGUAUUAAUUCAUCAGCCGACUGCAGCCGUGUUAAUUCGUUCAGCUGUAACACAGCUGAAAAGCGGGAUAUUCGGAUGCGGAAGGCCAAAACCAAAGCCUUAUGCGUUUCCAUUUUGGUUAUCGUCACAUUUCUUUUGUGCUGGGCUCCCUACUAUGUCUCCGUGCUGUAUUACGUGAUACUAAGUUACUCAAGUGACGGACAACCCGCCGCUGCCUACCACCUCUUUCAAGUUAUCUUUUUCUUUGGCAUGAGCAAUUCUGUGUUAAAUCCAAUUGUCUACGGGGCAUUCCACAUGGCUCAUCGUUCACAAUUAGCCUGGCGCAAAUGGCAUCGGCGCAGUUUUCCCCAUGCACAGUCUUCAACAAAUCACGUGCUGGGCGAUCCCGAUUCCUAUUCCCUUGUUUUCAGUCCGUUGAUGCGUGUUAAUACUCUAUCAAGUUACACGUAUACGGCGUGUAAGGCUUCCCCCAAAAUCCAACAUGUACCCCUUAGUGCAAAGAGCGCUGUGGGAUACACGUCCAGUCUCGAUAUUUAAUUAUCAGCUCUACCGCCAAGUGCCAACCAAUGUACGCCGCAAUUUCCCGGCCGACCGGAUCAAAGGUCAAAGCCCGGUCAUCUUUACAAACUCUUUCACGAAGUAUGCGUGUGCGCUGCAUAUUAUAGAUAUAAACGUUUUUGUAUUUGUUACAAAUGUUACUUUAUAUAGAUCUUGUAUUUUUGUGCAUUCGUCUCUGGUGUGCAGUCCGCACGUGCUCGUGUACAGUUACGUAUACUUCAAAAGUACGGUAUUUUGGGUUUGGCAUAUAUUCAAUGUAUUACAGAUGCGGUGAUCGCAACACAUAUUAGUUGUUCCCUGUUUCGUACAAAUUAACAAGGAUAUAUGUCGGACAGUGACCAA
Messenger RNA from Paramacrobiotus metropolitanus, 1702 nucleotides. RefSeq names its product putative gonadotropin-releasing hormone II receptor. Gene Ontology annotation, cellular component: membrane. The transcript has 5 exons. Lineage: Eukaryota; Metazoa; Tardigrada; Eutardigrada; Parachela; Macrobiotidae. Gene Ontology annotation, molecular function: G protein-coupled receptor activity; peptide binding. The record is from RefSeq and is a predicted model, not a curated record. The coding region runs from base 131 to 1339 and encodes 402 amino acids. Gene Ontology annotation, biological process: G protein-coupled receptor signaling pathway.